UAUCAAUAUCAUGUUUAAAAUAUAGUUCCAUUGCACACACUAUAGCUAGCGAGCCGUCACAUUUAUUCGGCUACCAAACAACCACUUAAUUUCGCAGACUUGCUAGCUACGGAAAUUGGCACACCUGUGAAACUAAUUUAGUUUUGCGGUUCCUAUCCAUGUUUGACUCCGACAGAGGAGAAAUAUUGACCAUGUCCCAAGAGAAGCCAGACGCUUGCAGCCAGACCCAGUCGCAGCCUCAGACCCAGUCCCAGAGUGGCUCCAGCUCCUCCUCUGCUCCAGGCUCUGCCAGCCAGUCAUCUUCAGGGUCUGGCACUGUCAGUUCAGUGGACACCAUCCCUGUUAGGGACCUGGGCUCCAUACCAGAGGAGCCUGAGCCACAGCCCUGGGGCCUCCUGCUGCCUAUGCAGAGAGGCUUCAGAGCCCACAACUGUGUUGAGGACGACGCUUGGUUUGGCAGGCACACUAAAUGCAACUAUUCCUUUGAUGUCCCCAUACUGAGGAAAUCAUCCAGAUUUGCUGCAUACAGCAAUAAACAUUUUAGGAUAUUCCGAGAGAAGAACAUUGUCUAUGUCUUUGACAACAGUAACAAUGGCACGUUUGUUGACGGUAAAGUUAUUGGAAAAGGAAAAAUGUUGCCACUAGCGAACAAUGCAGUGUUGUCCCUAGCUGAAGAACGCCACAAAGUGUUUGUGUUCAUUGAUCUCAUGGCGGAUGAGCAGUCCAACCUACCCAAAGAGUUAAGCGAGAAAUACAUGAUCACCAAAACGAUUGGAGUUGGUGUGUGCGGGGAAGUGAAGCUGGCUUUUGAGAGGGCCACUUGCAAAAAGGUGGCCUUGAAGACUAUCAACAAGAAAGAUUUCCCGGCAUCUGUUGGCACUGCCACACGAAGUGCAGAACGAGAGAUCCAGAUCCUUCAAAAGAUUGACCAUCCAUGUCUGAUCAAAACAAAAGACUUCUUCCAAACAGAUGACUCCUACUACAUUGUUUUAGAGCUCAUGGAGGGUGGAGAACUCUACGACAGGGUCAAAAGCAAGCAACAGAUCAAGGAGCCGAUUGCCAAGCUAUAUUUUUACCAGAUGUUGAAAGCAGUAGAGUACCUUCACAACAAUGGCAUCAUCCACAGAGACCUCAAACCUGAAAAUGUGCUGCUUUCGUCUCACGAUGAUGUUUGCGUCAUCAAGAUCACAGACUUUAAUCAGUCCAAGAUACUGGAGGAGUCUGCCCUGAUGAGGACCCUUUGUGGAACACCCACAUACCUGGCACCAGAGGUGUUUACAGACGCAGUCACUGUGGGCUACAGCAGGGCUGUAGACGCCUGGAGUUUAGGGGUCGUCCUGUUUGUGUGUUUGGCAGGCUAUCCCCCAUUCUACCCUAAUGCACGAAUUGGUUUGUCAGUCAGUGAUCAGAUCACCCAGGGAAUAUAUACAUUUAUUCCAUCAAAAUGGAAUGGCAUCUCCGAUGAUGCCAAAGAUGUUGUGAAGAAACUGCUUCGAGUGGACCCCAAUGCCCGCCUCACCAUUGAGGAGGCUUUACAGCAUCCCUGGCUGAUGGAUGAGGCAAUGAAGGAGAUCGCUGAAGGCAUCAUGUACCCCAAGGACUCCAGAGAUGCCGAUGCCACAGCAGACUCUGGAGAUGCCACAGUAGCCUCAACCGGAAAGAGGUCAAGAGAAGAUAAGGAAGAGCAGCAGCCAACAAAGAGGUGACCAGGCCCAUCCACAGAGGCAACAUGAGCCACAUUCCACCCUCGUCUCCCCAUUGGAGACUCCCCUGAUAUUUUUCUUCUGGCAAUUAGGCCUACUUCAAAUCAGUAUAUUGCAUUUCAUCACGCAUCACUGUAAUCAUUCCCACAAUGUCCCUGUUCAGGAUAGUGCAAUCAACUGGAAUUGACUUGAUUACUGCAUGUUGAGUUCCAACUCGUGGGCACAUGUGGAGCUAGCUCCACAUUGUUACGGUGGUGGAAUGUGAAAGCUUCCAUACAGCAGUU
Molecule: messenger RNA, 1987 nt
Organism: Salvelinus sp. IW2-2015
Lineage: Eukaryota; Metazoa; Chordata; Actinopteri; Salmoniformes; Salmonidae
Product: serine/threonine-protein kinase Chk2-like
Biological process (GO): mitotic DNA damage checkpoint signaling; protein phosphorylation
Cellular component (GO): cytoplasm; nucleus
Molecular function (GO): protein binding; protein serine/threonine kinase activity; ATP binding
Source: RefSeq, a predicted model, not a curated record